Symbiodinium natans is the source of this 363-nucleotide messenger RNA. NCBI's taxonomy places the organism in Eukaryota, Dinophyceae, Suessiales, Symbiodiniaceae. The record is from the annotation of a GenBank genome assembly.
AUGGAGCUGGGAAGCCGCGGGCAGGAGGCCGUUGCUGUCGAAGAGCCCUUCAUGACGACCCGGGAGAGGCUCUACCGGAAGCAGCUGGAAGAGGAGGAGAAGCAGGCGGAGGUGCGACAUGUUGACUUCACCAAGCGCGAACUCCGACGAAAGGUGCGGAGCCUUCCCGUCUUGAAGACGAAGUAUGGGGAGACAUCUGAGGAUCACUUCAUCACCCCGGGCUAUCGGGAGCCGGCACAGGCUUGGCAAGCGCGGUUCAGCAGCCGACAGGAGAUGAAGUCAGCAGACGUCUCGAGGAUGCUUCACGACAAACCUGUCUUCGCCCAGCUGCAGUGGCAGAAGCCUGCCGAUGGGGUCCUCUGA